Molecule: messenger RNA, 8095 nt
Organism: Danio rerio (zebrafish)
Lineage: Eukaryota; Metazoa; Chordata; Actinopteri; Cypriniformes; Danionidae
Source: RefSeq, a predicted model, not a curated record
AUUCUAGACAUUUUGUAGGAGACUUCUUCAAUGUUGGUAUGUUUGAAAAACGUAUUCGUCAACUUCCAAUGCCGAACAUCCAUCGUUGCGUUUUGUUUAUGAACGAAAGCGUACAUAACUGGCUCAUUGAAUAUUCAUGAGGGGCUGGAGACGUGAUUGAAUAUUCAUAAACUGACAGACAGACACAGGAGCCGCUCAGACUGAGAGAGAGAGAGAGAGAGAGAGAGAGAGAGAGGCUUGAGUUUACAAACUUUCAGAAACUCCGCGAUCGGACGCAGGAGGAACAAAAAACUCUCCAAACUCCACGCGGGACAACAUGACAAACGCCUUUCUAGCUUUAUGACAACUUUUCGACGACUUACAAACACUUUUCAACUCGGCUGAAACUACUUAAGGACGAAAAACAGGAAAAGUUCCUACAGGAAUUUUUUUUUCCAUCGGCCAUUUUAAUCGAAGUUUGUUUUGACCAUGAGCGGUAAUCCUCUCCAGCCGAUACCGGGCCACCAGGUGAUCCAUGUCGCCAAAGACCUGGACACGGAUCUGGAGGCUCUUUUUAACUCGGUCAUGAACCCGAAACCGAGCUCCUGGAGGAACAAGGAUAUGCCGCAGUCUUUCUUCCAGGAGCCGGACUCGGGCUCCCACUCCCGGCAGUCCAGCGCGGACUCCGGUUCUCUCCCGCCGAGGGUCCACUUUCGCUCGCGCUCAUCUCCGGCGUCCCUACAGCUGCCGGCGGGCUCCGUGAGCGGCCCGAGCCCCGGGAGACUCCACUCCCACACCCGGCACCAGUCCUGCGAUGUGGCCGAGGAGCUGCCGCUGCCCCCUGGGUGGGAGAUGGCCUUCACCCCCAACGGCCAGAAGUACUUUCUCAAUCACAUUGAGAAGAUCACCACAUGGCACGACCCCAGGAAGAGCAUGACGCCCUCGGUGGCCCAGCUGAGCCUCCAUAAUCAGGUCUCCAACACCGCCAGCAUCCAGCAGCGCUCCAUGGCCCUCUCUCAGCCCAACCUGGUGCUGAACCAGCAGGCGCACCAGCAGCAGCAGCAGCACCUCCAGCAGCAGCAGCAGCAGGUCCCAGUGCAAGUCCCGGUGCAGGCCCCUCAGCAGCAGAGCUCUCAGCCCAUGAUGAACCUGAGCGCGCAGCAGCACCAGCAGAAGAUGAGGCUCCAGCGCAUCCAGAUGGAGAGAGAGCGCAUCCAGAGGAGACAGGAGGAGCUCAUGCGACAGGUGGCGCUCCGGCAGCUCCCCAUGGACUCUGAUAAUCUGCCGCCAGUGGCUCCAGCCAUCGGCUCUCCAGCGAUGAGUGCGGGAAACAUGCCCAAUAACAGCGCAGACCCCUUCCUCAACAGUGGGCCGUAUCACUCGCGGGAGCAGAGCACAGACAGUGGACUAGGCCUGGGCUGUUACAGCAUCCCGACCACUCCUGAAGACUUCCUCAACAACAUGGAGGACAUGGACACAGGGGAAAACAUGGUUCCUGUGAGCAUGAACGUCCCACCACAGAGCCGCUUCCCAGACUUCCUGGACUCCAUGCCGGGCACCAACGUGGACCUGGGCACCCUGGAGGGUACAGACCUGAUGCCCAUCCUCAACGACGUAGAGUCGGUCCUGAACAAGAGCGAGCCCUUCCUCACCUGGCUCUAGACUCGCACACACUCACACACUAAAGACUCUUUAUAUAAAUAUAUCUAUUAUAUUAUAUAUUCAAUCAGCCUCUUCCUCUAGUCUCACUACUUUAGCUGUCGGAUUUGUGCUCUCAAAGUCAAAGAACAAAGCCAAAGUGUUUAGCCUGUGAACAAAUAAGCGAGCAUUGGCCAAUCAAACAGCACUGUGUGUUCAUGUGUGUGUGUACUUGUUUAUAUAUCUCAGUGGGGACCUAAAGCUGAAUGCACACAGACUCAUGUGGACUUGUGUCACCGUGGGGACCAAAAUUGAGGUAAACAUGCUUAUAAAUAAGACUGAAUGAAGUGUUUUGAGGAUUUGGUUUGGGUUUAAGGGUGUUGUUGGGGGGAGGGGUGAUGAAAUAUAUGGCUUGUACAGUAGAAACAUCAUUAUGGCUAUGAGAGUCCCCACCAGGAUAUAAGAACAAGGUACAUGUGUGUUUGUGUUUAGAUUGAUCACGCUGAUGUGUGUAUUGCAGCACAGGUAACCCAGAAGAGAGUCCAGCUUUACUGGGUCAGUCUCAUGAAGCCACUCAGUCGUGUAUAACACCCCAUUCACACGGGGUGUCAGCGUCUCCGCUUCCUGUUCACUUUGAUAGGGUUGACAUCAAGCGUUGCCGAAUUGCAUUGUGGAUCAGUCGGCGCCGCUAUAGAGGCGUUGCUUGCUGCAGAAGUUGGGACUUUCUCAACUUUUUCAAGCACUGACAAAAGCGUCAGCCAAUCAGAUCACCGUAUGCAAACACACCAGCUCAGAUAGUGGCCAAUUUCUGAAUAAUUUCAUUGGCUGACGCUGCUAUGCUGAUCGCAACGCCCUCUGUCAAUCGUUGACACUGAAGCCCAGAAUGAAUCGGGCGUAAAAGCUCAUUUACGCCAACGAACAAACACACAACGAUAACAAUUCCUGAGUUACUUUUUUUCUUACAGCAUUAUUAUACAACCCAGGCUCAUUGUUGAAACGUAGCCUCGCCGACGUUUCUGGAGGCCGCGAAUUACGUCCUGGGAGGUACGUAUUUUUGCAGUUUUUGUUUUCGCGAAUCCGCAAGAGGCUGCUGUGCUGCGCUUUUUCGCGUCUUGAACACCUCUCCGGAGCGCGCGCCAUUCACGACUGCGCUGUUCUCGUGCGAAAACCCGCCAGAGGUCGCUGUCGAGCAACCGUCUGUCCGACUGACGGACUGAAUGACGGAACAAUGGACUGGGCAGCCGGCCAAUUGGCCAACCUAGCCACCCCUCUCCUCCUUCCCUAAACCCAAGCAUCAAGAAAAGACGUCCAGAAAAGCAAAGCAAAAGGCCUCGUUCGAAUUUGACUGCGUUUUCAUAUUUCCCCACAUUCUCGCCCCGUCACAAACUCGUGUGCUUUUAUUUUUUGGAUUCUGUUUUUCAUCUUACCUGAUUUCUGGAACUGCUCUUCCCCGAAUUUGAAGCCGGUUGUUGCCGCGGCCGGCUCCUCCUCCUCCGGGCCUCCGCUCUGCCGACGUAACACUGCGAGCUAAGCGGACAAACUGGUUGCAGCGGGAAAGCCCUCCACACAGAGGUGAGCCGUCGCAGCCAGCAAGCCACCACAGCGGCCCAUACACCGCCCCAUAGCGUUCGCUCGAAAAAACGAAAUGUGGCCAUAUGUAACUUUGGCCACGUAAAUCGCGGUCUCCAGAAACGUCCGCGGGGCUACGUUCUCAGAAUGAGCUUGGGUUGUUUAUAUAUGCCACUAUUUUCAACUACAAAUGUAAAAGCUUUUAGUUUACGCAACAGCAGUCAGGUUUCCAUCAGCCUGUGGUAAUUCGCAUUUUAAAGUACUGCACGUGAAUCGAGUAAAAAAAAAUGUUAUAAUUUUCCCCCCAAAAAGUUUUACACUUAUUUGUGCUGGUUUUAGAUUUGUGUGAAAGAGUUAAUGUUAAUACUGUGAGACGGAAACAUAAUAAACUUGUAGCUAAUGUUAGCGACCAAUUAGGGGCGGAUCACACCGAAUAUGCUUUUUUCGUUCUGAAAACGAGAGGCGCACCGCACUGCCUUUAUUUGUUGACAUGAAAAAAAGAAAUGCACUGCGCUUUUUCUGUUGCUAGGCAACCACUGAACCAGAUGCGUAUUGUGCGCGAGAACUGCUGUUGUUGUAAUUGUAAUAUUUAAUAAUAUGUGACGUUUUACAAACUAAUUUCGAAAGGAGCACGUGAUAUGAUUGAUCUCAGCUGGUCUCUAAUCUGUAAUCGUUAGCAAGCCAAUCGAGUUAUUCCAAACUCACUAUACAUAUCCUGUGUAGUAUUACUCCCUGGUUGCGGGAGAUUGGUCUGAAAUUCGGGAUACUCCCAUUAAAAACGGAAGUGUUGGCAGGUGCUUUCCAGUUUAAUAAUGAUUUGACCAGCUGUAGUUAGAAAUCAGACUGUUAUAUCUUCUAAGCGUAAGGGCUUAUUAUGCGGUUCUGUCGCCAUCUUGUGGAUGGAAACGUCAACGUCUUUGGUCUACUCUAUGGCAGGCUAAUGGCCGCCGACAAGCUCUCAGAAAUAGUAAAUAUUUAAAAUAGGCUCUAUUCUUAUAAAUGAGCAUAGUUGCAAUCUAAACAACUACUUUCUCCACUAAAAACGCCUCAAACUGUAGAGCGUCUGUCUGCUUGUUGCUGGCUGUAUGUGGGCGGAGUAAUACACAAAGGUGAAGGGUGAAGAGGCCUUUGUGUGAUGUUACUGGCAAAAUAUUGCACGGCUAUCAGCCAAUCAGAACCAGACAGAACUGUUGUAUAUAUAUAUAUAUAAUGCGAUCAUGAUUUUCGAAAGUAUUACAUCGCUUUGUAAACGUUUAUUAUUAUCAUUAGUUGAGUCUUCCUAUACAGUUUAAUAGAGCGCUUGGCCUUGGAAUCGUGACGUCACACUUAAAAAGCGAAUAACUACAAUACACUACUGCGAAAGCUGUGCUGUUAUACUUAUGUUUGUAUUACGUUCAGUAUAAAUGACUUUUUAUUGUUCGUCUUCAUAAUAUUGUAGACGAUUCCAGACGCAUAGUGUUUACAAAAUACUGCCACCUACUGGCCUGGCAAACAUAUUGCAGUGUUGUUUCUACAGAUCUGUGCGAAGGGCGAUUGUUUGGUCGAUUUUUUUGGUAUGUUGAUGUAAAUAAACGCUGAGUGUGCUUUGCAAUCUUUCGUACAAUAUAUAAACUCGCAGUUCUGAAAAUAAAUCUGGCUCAAGAAUAACAAUAAGACAGAUUUCAGGAUCGUAAUACUUUUGGUCACGCUUAAAUAACGGUCCAUUGGUUAGUGUACUAACAAUGAAUGAUACAGUAUUUAUUCAUCUUUGUUAACACUAGUUAAUAAAAAUAAAGCAUUGUUAGUUCAUGCUAACUCACAUUGUUAGUUUGUGAAAUAAUGUUAAUGAGUGUAAAUGUGGAUUUUAAUAAUGUAUUACUAAACGUUAACGUAAGACCAUCCGACCAUUAUUUUUUAAGUCUGACUACAUUUUUAAAUAAUAGUUAAGCAUUUUUAUUAAAUUUAUUGCUAAGAGAAUCAUCACUGAGAAUUGCAAUCAAAUUCAACAAUCUAAACGUUAUUACCUAAUUUUUCGCCUGUUUUAGUACGCUAAAAAUAUAAACGUAUUUAAGUUGAUUCAGUUAUCCUAUCUUUAUUCCCGACUUUAACCUAGAUCAAGAAUCAUCAAUGUCUCGGUGUGCUCAUGAGAUUGACCCUGCUUUAAUUUCUCACAUUUAUUGCCAAAUCACUAGCAGCAUUGCGUCUGUCGAAAGCUUUACAUUGUGAAUAUGACUCUAUUUCAGAAGCGUUUUUACUGUUAUUCCAGUGUAGUUAUUGUGUGAUGCUCCCGUUUGCGUUCGUAGACAAGCGUUUCAUAUCAUAUAUGUUGUUGUUGUUGUUGUUGUUUUUUAAUGUACUGCUGCAGUAUUCCUAUUUUCUAUUCUGUGCUCUUGACAUCUGGUGCAUUUAAUUAGUUUUGCAGUUGAGUAUUUAUCAAGAGCUACUUUUUAAGUAGAUUGUAGAUUCGUUUCCUUUUUUCAGGAAUAUUAAAUAUCGACGCACUACACGUAUGGAUUCAGCUGAUCGUCAGUCCCUCAGUAUCUUCAGGGAAUAUCUGCAUCAAGUGUUUUCUUAUACCAGAGAUAAUUUUGCAUUGGUUUGGAUGAUUAAUGGGGCUGAAUAUGUUUUUUUUUUAAUUAUUAUUAUUAUUACUGAUUUUAUAACCCCAGCUGCAAUCCAGUUCAAUAUAUAAACAUUUUACGUUUUUUUUUUGGUAGCACUUUACUUGAAGGGGUGUUCAUAAGACGAGGACAUGUUACAAUUUUACAUUUUAGUGGGUAAUUCGUUCAAUCGUGUGAAAAUGUAUGAUUUUUAAAAGGAGGCGUGGCUUCUGUGUCCCCGCCCCUAAUCCCGACUGUCAUUGGGGGAUGAGCAAAUCGUUCAAAAAUGUACGAAAGAGAUCAUACAACUAACACAAAUUAGCCACUAAAUCAAAAGUUACGAACUAGCAUGAGAUAUCGUUGAUAAGACCAUCAUGACACCUUUAUAAUCAUGACAUGACACAUCAUGAAUAUGAAUAGGAUUUUAUUUAUGCUCAUGACAAAUGUUCUGAAAUGUCGUUUGUUGCUUGACAUAAACAAAUGCAGAAUUACCUGUCUUUGUCAAGACAACAUGACAUAAAUACUUCAUAACAUGUCUGUCAUGACAAUGACAUUUUCAUAACCUCUGUCAUGACGACUUGACAUAGACAAAUGCAUUAUAACCUGUCUUUGUCAUGACGACUUGACAUAGACAAAUGCAUUAUAACCUGUCUUUGUCAUGACGACUUGACAUAGACAAGUGCAUUAUAACCUGUCUUUGUCAUAACUUGUCAUAAUGCAUCAUAACCUGUCUUUGACAUUUGACAUAGACAAAUACAUCAUAACCUGCCAUUAUAUUUGUUACUAUUAUAUUUGGCAACUUGACAAACCCAUCGUAACCUCUCUUUGUCAUGACGACAUUAUGGCAUUGACAAAUAAUUCAUAACGUCUUUGUCAUGACAAUGACAUAAAUACUUCAUAACCUCUGUCAUGACGACUUGACAUAGACAAAUACAUCAUAACCUGUCAUUAUGUUUGUUAUGGCAGCUUGACAUAAAUACAUCAUAACCUGUCUUUGUCAUGACGACUUGACAUAAACAAAUACAUCAUAACCUGUCUUUGUCAUAAUGACUUGACAUAAACGCAUCAUAACCUGUCUUUGUCAUAAUGACUUGACAUAAACGCAUCAUAACCUGUCUUUGUCAUGACGACUUGACAUAAACGCAUCAUAACCUGUCUUUGUCAUGACGACUUGACAUAAACGCAUCAUAACCUGUCUUUGUCAUGACGACUUGACAUAAAUGCAUCAUAACCUGUCUUUGUCAUGACGACUUGACAUAUACAAAUGCAUUAUAACCUGUCUUUGUCAUAACGACUUGACAUAAACGCAUCAUAACCUGUCUUUAAAAUUACAAUCUGACAUUGACAAAUACAUCAUAACCUGUCUUUAUAUUUGUUAUGGCAACUUGUCAUAAACAUAUCAUAACCUGUCUUUGUCAUAACGACUUGACAAAUGCAUCAUAACCUGUCUUUGUCUUGUCAACUUGACAUAAACUCAUCAUAAGUCAUAAACAUGUAUGAAGUCUCUUUUUAUGCAUGACCUGUGUCAUGUUUAUGACAGAUUUAUGACAGGUUAUUCACUUCUCAUGACAAAUACAUCUCAAACCAUGUCAUCUUUGCAUUUAAAGUGACGAGACUGAGUCAUAAGCAUGCAUGCAAUCUCAUUUUAUGAACGACCUGUGUCAUGUCAUGAUUAUGAAGCUCUUAUGACAGUCUUAUGAACACCACCUCUUCAGAUAAAGCGUUAUUGUUGUUGUUUUCUUCUUUUUUUCUACACAGGUCUACUUUUUGUAUUGCAUGUGUGAUCUGUUUGAUAUUCAUAGAACACAGGGGGCGUAUAAACCCCCUUAUUUUGUGUACGGUUACUCCAGAAGGGUUGUGAAUUAGGAAGUGUGUUGGUUUGUGGAUCGUGCAGAUGGUUGAGUUUUUAUUUUAGUAAUCGUAGGUCAAACUGAGCUCAUGAUGUCCUCUUAUAUGGAUUGAAUGGUUUAGUUUUGGGUCAGAAAGGGCUGUUCUGAUCUCUCAGAAACACUUGCUUCAGUUUCAGAACGCACCAAGAGGAACGCUGCAAAGAUUUUUGCCUGUUUUCUGUGAUUUAAACUGCUUCUCCAGAACCUUUAUAAUGUGUUAUAAUGGAGUGGAUUAUAAGGCUUCAGUGUGCUGUUGUGUUGUGGGAUGAGAUGAAAUCUGCAUUCAGCUUUUGUACGAUCACUGAAGUCGCUCACAUGCUGGAAAGCUCGGAAAACAAGGAGGAAUAUGACUGUGUACGUGCGAAUCGUGGAUGUAACCUCUGAGAUUAUCUCCCAAAUUGUCAAUAAAAUCAAAAGGAUCAAUAAAAUAGUUUUAUUAGC